Molecule: messenger RNA, 857 nt
Organism: Malania oleifera
Lineage: Eukaryota; Viridiplantae; Streptophyta; Magnoliopsida; Santalales; Ximeniaceae
Product: upstream activation factor subunit UAF30
Exons: 3
Coding region: 252-554 (100 amino acids)
Cellular component (GO): nucleus
Source: RefSeq, a predicted model, not a curated record
GGCCUUUUCAAUCCUGAGCCCCAGCUACAAAUGAUGAACCAUGACCAUGGUGCACGGCAGAUGUUAUCGACUAAAUUCCCCUGAAGAAUUUGUUUGCUGCAAGCGCAAAAAUAAUUUUUUAGGUACUCCACAGUUAAUACAUUCGGGUACUUUCGCGUUCCAAAAUAACAGAAUCUAUGUAAUUUUGUUUUGAGAAGUACUUAUAAAGUGCUCUUGAAUAACUAGCUACAUCGAGACAGUGAUUGGCAAGCAUGCUUACGCCGCGGCUGAAGAAGGCCAUUACAGAUGAUCCAAAGAAGCUGGCUAACUUGAUUGACCUCGUGAAUCUUCCUUCUACGCUUCGAGAGUUUCUGGGUCAGUCUCAGAUUUCGCGCCUGGGCUGUUUCAUGCGUGUUUGGUCCUACAUCAAGACCAACAAUCUCCAGGAUCCAAACAACAAAAAUAUGGUCAUCUGUGACGAGAAGUUAAGGAGUAUUCUGUUGGGCAAGCCUCAGAUUGAGCUAGCUGAACUUCCUGAACUGAUCAAACUGCAUUUUCCCAAAAGAGCAAACUAAUUUGUGCGAUUCCAGAUCAAGGAGGAUGGACAACCUGAAGAAAGCUGUCACAGAUGCUCCAAGCAGAGGAAGAGCGACCCAUUUAGUCAUCAGUUUCAUUUCAACUGCCUUUUUCUUUGUUGAAUAGUUAUGUAUGCAGAGACAAAUUGGCUUGUAACUCACACUUUACAGAUCAACCUGUAAUUAUAACUUGCAGCCAAGGUUUCAUGGCAGACUGGCAGUUGUACUUUUGAGUUUUGAUGGACUUUGAAUAGCUAAAAACAAGAAGAAAGGAGGACGCCUCCACCAUCUCUUCUUUUGGUA